GCACCCUCCAUAAUAAUUAUCAAUUAAUAAAUAUAUAAGAAAAGAAUCUCAUAAUACAAUCUCUUCGCAGCAGCUGUCCCAAACACACAAACAAACAGAUGGCUGCAUAUUCACUCAUUUCCACGGUGUUCCAUUCCUCUCCAACUUUCUCUCCACUUUCUAGCUUCCCAAACAGAAAGCCCUCUACUCUCUCUCUCUCCAAAUCCCCUUCCCCAGCUCUCCUCCUCCGCCGCACUCCACUCCCCAUCCUCUCACUCCUCCGCCACAACUCCGAUUCCUCCUCCUCCUCCGAGACGCCAUCGUCUUCCUCUUCCUCUUCCUCCUCCGAGACGCCAUCGUCUUCCUCUUCCUCCUCCGAGACGCCAUCGUCUUCCUCUUCCUCUGCUCUCAACUCCUUCCUCGUCCUCUGCACCUCCGUAGCUCUCUCCCUUUCCCUCUUCGUCGCCGACGUCGACUCCGCCGCCGCAUUCGUCGUCACCAGCCCCAGGAGGUUGCAGUCCGAUGAGCUCGCUACGGUCCGUCUUUUUCAGGAGAACACUCCUUCCGUCGUUUACAUUACAAAUCUCGCCGCCAGGCAAGACGCUUUUACUUUGGAUGUCUUGGAGGUUCCUCAAGGUUCUGGUUCGGGCUUCGUUUGGGAUAAACAGGGUCACAUUGUCACCAAUUACCACGUGAUCCGAGGUGCUUCUGAUCUGAGAGUGACUCUAGCUGACCAGACAACUUACGAUGCGCUAGUUGUUGGAUUCGACCAAGACAAGGAUGUCGCUGUGAUUCAGGUCGAUGCGCCGAAAGACAAGCUGAGGCCUAUUCCCGUUGGCGUCUCUGCGGAUUUGCUUGUUGGUCAGAAAGUUUAUGCUAUUGGCAAUCCUUUUGGACUCGACCAUACUCUUACAACUGGUGUUAUCAGCGGGCUACGUAGAGAAAUUAGUUCUGCUGCUACGGGCCGUCCGAUCCAGGAUGUUAUCCAGACAGAUGCUGCCAUUAACCCCGGUAAUAGUGGAGGGCCACUUCUAGACAGCGCAGGAAACCUCAUUGGGAUAAAUACAGCUAUAUAUUCUCCAUCUGGUGCAUCUUCUGGUGUUGGGUUCUCAAUUCCAGUUGACACUGUAAGUGGCAUAGUUGAACAGCUGGUGAAAUUUGGCAAAGUCACAAGACCUAUUUUGGGUAUUAAGUUUGCACCUGAUCAAUCUGUUGAGCAGUUGGGGCUUAGUGGAGUGCUUGUCUUAGAUGCUCCUGCCACUGGUCCCGCUGGAAAAGCGGGACUUAAACCGACUAAACGUGAUGCCUACGGCAGACUUAUAUUGGGGGACAUUAUUACAUCUGUGAAUGGGACAAAGGUAACUAGUGGCAGCGACUUGUAUAGAAUUCUGGACCAAUGCAAAGUGGGUGAAAAGGUAACUGUGGAGGUAUUGCGUGGCGAUCACAAGGAGAAAAUCCCAGUAGUACUUGAACCGAAGCCUGACGAGUCAUAACAUACCAAAUGGAGCCGGCAUGUAUAAAUUGUAUUUAUAAGGAAUCUUGUACAUAUUUAAGCCUAACUUUGAAGGCGCAUCUAUUUUUGUGUAUAUGAAUAACAAUCAAGUUCAAGAAUCAAUGCGUGCCUCCAUUAGUGAAAUGCUGACCAACAAAUCUUUGGCAGACUUGAGAA
Messenger RNA from Morus notabilis, 1648 nucleotides. Its product is annotated as protease Do-like 1, chloroplastic. The record is from RefSeq and is a predicted model, not a curated record. Gene Ontology annotation, molecular function: protein binding; serine-type endopeptidase activity. The transcript has 8 exons. Bases 99 to 1472 code for a protein of 457 amino acids. Lineage: Eukaryota; Viridiplantae; Streptophyta; Magnoliopsida; Rosales; Moraceae. Gene Ontology annotation, biological process: proteolysis.